UUCCACGCUUUGUACGUUUGAAAACUCUGUAUAAAGAAGAUACCGAUGGCCAAGAAAUGAAACAUUCACAGAUAAGGAAAAAGAAACUUAAAGUUUUAUAUAUAUAUAAUGAUGAGUACAACUGCUGAGUCUGUGGUGGAUAAGAGGUUAGAAGAGAAGGUAGCAUUGAUAACUGGUGGUGCAAGUGGCAUAGGAGAGAGCACAGCUAGGCUGUUUCUCAAGCAUGGAGCCAAGGUUCUUAUUGUUGAUGUCCAAGAUGAAUUAGGCCAAUCUCUCUGCAAAGAGCUCGGAACCCCGGAUAUCGUCACCUAUAUCCAUUGUGAUGUGACAUGCGAAACCGAUGUCCAAAACGCUGUGGACUUAGCAGUCUCUAGGUAUGGAAAGCUUGAUAUCAUGUUCAAUAAUGCUGGUAUUGUAGGGGGGGAUGAGUUGAGAGCCAUUGCUUCAGAUGCUGAUAGCUUUAAGAAGGUCCUUGAUGUCAAUGUGGUUGGUGGUUUCUUGGGUGCCAAGCAUGCUGCUCGAGUGAUGGUUCCAGCCCAAAAAGGGUGUAUUCUCUUCACCGCUAGCGUCGCUUCAUUGCUUUGCAUCGGUGUUCCUCAUGCCUACACCACAUCAAAGCACGCUAUUGUGGGAUUGGCUAAGAGCUUGAGCGUGGAGUUAGGAGGGUAUGGUAUACGAGUCAAUUGCAUUUCACCUCAUGCGGUUGCGACUCCUCUGCUACUAAACUGGUUUGUGACUUCGGAUAAGAGAAAGGUCGAGGAGAUCAUCUUGAGAAAUGGAGUGUUGAAAGGGACCAUACUCGAAGCAGAAGAUAUUGCGCAGGCUGCCCUGUUUCUAGCUAGCGAUGAGGCCAAAUAUGUGAGUGGUAUCAACCUGCCGGUUGAUGGAGCCUAUACUGUCAACAAUCAAACAUGGAAAACAGGACUGAUGGAAGCCUUUAUUGCUGAAUAGAUGCUGCCUUUUGCAAUGGGGUUUUAGGGGUUAAUGCUUCAUUCAUAAAUUUGACAACUCCAAAAAAAUAACCUUGCUUUAGCCCAAUGUAUAAUAACGCAUAUGCAUCAUAACAAUUGAUACUAUCGCAUUUCAUAACAGUUGAAAUUGGUACAAGAUCAUUCCAAACUCUUUUUGUGGGACAUAUUCCACAUAGCAUCAUGAAAUAAAAUCAAAGAAAGAUUACUUGAAGGAA
Molecule: messenger RNA, 1186 nt
Organism: Gossypium arboreum
Lineage: Eukaryota; Viridiplantae; Streptophyta; Magnoliopsida; Malvales; Malvaceae
Product: short chain aldehyde dehydrogenase 1-like
Exons: 2
Coding region: 109-951 (280 amino acids)
Source: RefSeq, a predicted model, not a curated record